Molossus molossus (Pallas's mastiff bat) is the source of this 4598-nucleotide messenger RNA. It is a transcript of the gene EFL1, whose product is annotated as elongation factor like GTPase 1. Gene Ontology annotation, biological process: cytosolic ribosome assembly. Gene Ontology annotation, molecular function: GTP binding; GTPase activity; ribosome binding. Bases 47 to 3430 code for a protein of 1127 amino acids. The transcript has 19 exons. NCBI's taxonomy places the organism in Eukaryota, Metazoa, Chordata, Mammalia, Chiroptera, Molossidae. Gene Ontology annotation, cellular component: ribonucleoprotein complex; cytosol. The record is from RefSeq and is a predicted model, not a curated record.
GUGCCCUGGUGCCCUUCCCAGCCGUCCGCCCGGGCAGCGCGUGGCCAUGGGGCUCAGCAGCCUGGAGAAGAUGGUUCAGCUGCAGAAGAACACCGCGAACAUCAGGAACAUCUGCGUCUUGGCUCACGUGGACCACGGAAAAACUACUCUGGCUGACUGUCUCAUUUCUAGCAAUGGAAUCAUCUCCAGCCGCCUGGCAGGCAAGUUACGGUACAUGGACAGCAGAGAAGACGAACAGGUCCGAGGCAUCACCAUGAAAUCCAGUGCCAUUUCACUGCAUUAUGCAAAAGAUAACGAGGAGUACCUGAUUAAUCUGAUAGACUCUCCGGGACACGUGGAUUUCUCCUCCGAAGUGUCGACGGCUGUUCGCAUCUGUGAUGGGUGCAUCAUUGUGGUCGAUGCUGUGGAAGGAGUCUGUCCGCAGACGCAGGCGGUUCUGCGGCAGGCCUGGCUCGAGAACAUCCGCCCAGUCCUGGUGAUUAAUAAGCUAGACCGCUUGAUCGUGGAGCUGAAGUUCACCCCGCAGGAGGCCUAUUCUCACCUCAAGAAUAUUUUAGAACAGAUUAAUGCUCUCACGGGAACUCUUUUUACUUCUAAAGUCCUAGAAGAACGAGCAGAGAGAGAGAGCGAAUCCCAGGGGAACCCAAAUUCCGACCCAGGAGAGCAAGUGUAUGACUGGAGCACUGGCCUGGAGGACACAGAUGACUCUCACCUGUACUUCUCUCCAGACCAGGGGAACGUGGUGUUUGCAAGUGCGAUAGAUGGCUGGGGCUUUGGCAUUGAGCAUUUUGCCAAAAUCUACAGUCAAAAAAUUGGCAUAAAGAAGGAAGUUCUUUUGAAAACAUUAUGGGGAGAUUAUUAUAUAAAUAUGAAGGCUAAGAAGAUUAUGAAGGUUGAUCAGGCAAAAGGAAAGAAACCGUUAUUUGUACAGUUAAUCCUGGAAAAUAUAUGGAGUUUGUAUGAUGCUGUCCUGAAAAAGGACAAAGAAAAAAUUGAUAAAAUCGUGACUUCUUUAGGAUUAAAAGUUGGAGUCCGGGAAGCUCGACAUUCGGAUCCGAAAGUCCAGAUCAGUGCCAUUUGUGGGCAGUGGCUGCCCAUAUCCCAUGCUGUCCUUGCUAUGGUGUGUCAGAAACUUCCUAGUCCCCUUGAGAUAUCAUCCGAGAGAGUGGAGAGGCUGAUGUGCACAGGGUCGCAGACCUUUGACUCUCUUCCAGCAGAGACCCAGGCGCUGAAAGCAGCUUUUAUGAAAUGUGGAAGUGAAGAUACUGCUCCAGUUAUUAUAUUUGUUUCCAAAAUGUUUGCAGUUGAUGCUAAGGCUUUGCCUCAGAAUAAGCCAAGGCCUGUCACUCAGGAAGAGAUGGCGCGGAGGCGCGAGCGCGCACGGCAAAGGCACGCGGAGAGGCUCGCAGCGGCGCGGGGCCAGGCGCCCGUGGGGCGCUCCUCCGACGGGGGUGCUCUCGAAGCAAGUCCGGAGGCAGAGGAGCCGCCAGGGGAGCAGCAGGGGCAGAGUGAGACCCCCGACCCUGUGCCACAGGAAGAAAGCAACCAAGAGACUUUCAUUGCGUUUGCUCGGGUGUUCAGUGGUGUGGCUCGAAGAGGCAAGAAAAUUUUUGUUUUGGGGCCCAAAUACAGUCCUGUGGAGUUUCUGCAGCGGGUGCCAUUGGGCUUCUCAGCUCCACUAGACGACCUGCCCCCUGUCCCCCACAUGGCGCGCUGCACCCUGGAGCACCUGUAUCUUCUGAUGGGAAGGGAGCUGCAAGACCUCGAGGAGGUGCCUCCAGGAAACGUGCUAGGAAUAGGGGGCCUUCAGGACUUCGUGCUGAAAUCCGCCACACUGUGCAGCUUGCCCUCCUGCCCGCCGUUCAUACCACUCAACUUCGAAGCUACUCCUAUUGUGAGGGUUGCUGUUGAGCCGAAGCAUCCAAGUGAGAUGCCUCAGCUCGUCAGAGGGAUGAAACUGUUAAACCAGGCUGAUCCCUGUGUCCAGAUUUUGAUUCAGGAGACAGGAGAGCAUGUUCUGGUCACGGCGGGGGAAAUCCACCUUCAGCGCUGCUUGGACGACUUGAAAGAAAGGUUUGCAAAGAUUCAAAUCAGUGUAUCUGAACCCAUUAUUCCAUUCAGAGAAACAAUCACAAAACCCCCCAAAGUGGACAUGGUCAACGAAGAAAUAGGCAAACAACAGAAAGUUGCAGUCAUACACCAGAUGAAAGAAGAUCAAAGCAAAAUCCCUGAGGGAGUCCAGGUUGACUCUGAUGGUCUAAUCACCAUGACAACUCCCAACAAAUUGGUCACGCUCAGUGUCCGAGCCGUGCCCCUUCCAGAAGAAGUCACUCGGAUCCUGGAAGGAAACAGUGAUCUGAUUCGUUCGAUGGAACAGUUGACGUCAUCGUUGAAUGAGGGCAAGAACACUCAGGUGAUUCACCAGAAGACCCAAGAGAAAAUGUGGGAAUUCAAAGGAAAACUGGAGCAACACCUAACAGGGAGAAAGUGGAGGAAUACUGUUGACCACAUCUGGUCAUUUGGCCCAAGAAAAUGUGGGCCCAACAUAUUAGUAAACAAAAGUGAAUAUUUUCAGAACUCUGUGUGGACAGGCCCAGCUGGCAAAGCUUCCCAAGAAGCCAGCAGACACCGAGACAUGGGUAACAGCAUCGUGAGUGGCUUCCAGCUAGCGACUCUCUCUGGCCCCAUGUGUGAGGAGCCUCUCAUGGGUGUUUGUUUUGUUCUGGAAAAGUGGGACCAAAGUAAACUUGAGGAACAAGGAGCAAGUGAUAAACAGAAUCAAGAUCUGGUGCGAGAGGGACGGGGGCAAGGGGUGAGCUGUUGCCUGGGAGACGGGGUAGAGGAGCGGCAGGACCGGCAGGACGGCCACUCCGAGCCCUUGGAGAAGAGCCCUGCCCAGAGGGGGGAGCCUCCCCUCCCCGACUGCUACGGGCCCUUGUCAGGACAGCUGAUCGCCACCAUGAAAGAAGCCUGUCGCUACGCACUGCAGGUGAAACCACAGCGUCUGAUGGCGGCCAUGUACACGUGCGACAUCAUGGCCACCAGUGAUGUUCUCGGUCGGGUCUACGCGGUCCUGUCGAAGAGAGAAGGGCGUGUGCUGCAAGAAGAGAUGAAGGAGGGCACAGACAUGUUCAUCAUCAAGGCCGUGCUGCCCGUGGCCGAAAGCUUCGGCUUCGCUGACGAGAUCAGGAAGAGGACCAGUGGCCUGGCCAGCCCGCAGCUGGUGUUCAGCCACUGGGAGGUCAUCCCCAGCGACCCCUUCUGGGUGCCCACCACGGAGGAGGAGUACUUGCACUUCGGGGAGAAGGCCGACUCUGAGAACCAGGCCCGGAAGUACAGGGACGCGGUGCGGAAGCGCAAGGGCCUCCACGUGGCAGAGAAGAUUGUGGAGCACGCCGAAAAGCAGAGAACCCUCAGCAAGAACAAGUAGCUGCUGUUGGUGGGUUCUCUGUUUCUGAUCAGUAAGACGGCCCCUGCCCCCCGGGGCUGACCCUGGAACACUUGUUUCUGCUGCAGCAUCUCUGUGCGUCCAUGUCAGUAAAAUCGACCCACACAAGUGCUCGAGAGGGGACAUUCGAGAGCACGUGUCCCAAGUGGUUUUUAAUUGAUUCUGGUGUGAGGCAAGACGUGACCGUGAUUGUCACGGUGGAGACGUCACCACCUCUGUGUGACCCGUGACCGUGAGCGUGCGGGCAGCAUCUCUACGCUGAGCAGCCGCGCCCCUGCCUGUCAUCAGGUCACACUUCCCUUAGUCGUAAACAGCCCAUCGUUCCCCGUCCAGUCCCUGCGCUCAGCGUCGUCCGGAGAGACCGCGUGCUCGAGAGACCAGCCACCUUGAAUUAGCUCAGCCGAGUCACUGUCACAGCCGACCCAGCUCAGAGUUCACUUGUCUAGAGAGCAAUGCGGUGUUCAUUGGGCAGCCUCCAAACCUGAUUUCAUGUUCCCUCCUAGAUCCAUCGCUCAUAUCUCAGUAAGUGUUCAUGACAGUUACACUCGAUACCUUUUUCUUUAAAAAAAGUAAAUUUUUAUAAUGUUCUUGGCUAUUUCUUCUUAGCCCUCCUAAAAGGAUAUUAGCUAAUGUGACAAGAUCAUUGCCCUUAUUGUAGCUCUUAUUCCAAAAUCUCAGUUGCCUCGUUCAGGGAGAUCCACAUAUAAGGGAAUAAGUGCACGUCAGUCAAAAAUAGAUUUUGUAAUUUUUGACAUUUAAUAAUUUUUACAGGCACUUAUAACAAAAAGGAUUCUUUUUCAAAACUCAUAAAAUGAUCAAACCAGACCUUGUUUUUGGAAUGUUUUUAAUGUGUGUUUUGUUUUUUCCCCCAAUAAACUAGGUUAUUCUUAAUGCUAGCUGUAGGCAUCUUAACUUUACUCUUGAGAGCUCUGCAUAGCUGGUCAGAUCUACUUAACCCAGACUGUGGGGACAGUGUAGCGGAUAACUCACGGUCUCGAGUUUACCGGUACUGAUGUCUGGAUCAGUCUAGGGAAGCUCUCCCACGCACUGGUCAUCGGAGAACUCGGGUCACGUAGGAAGCGCCAACACUUCGAUUUAUAGCAUUUGUAAGGAACGUCGUUCAGAGUGCCAGAUGUGCUAUUAAAGGUGU